Messenger RNA from Oppia nitens, 640 nucleotides. RefSeq lists its product as uncharacterized. The transcript is spliced from 2 exons. The coding region runs from base 191 to 640 and encodes 149 amino acids. The record is from RefSeq and is a predicted model, not a curated record. NCBI's taxonomy places the organism in Eukaryota, Metazoa, Arthropoda, Arachnida, Sarcoptiformes, Oppiidae.
CAACGACAACAACAAUAACAAUAAAAGCCAACAAAAAAAUUUUUGGCCACUUUAUCGGCGGACAGACACACACACACACACACCACACCCGAUAGCUACUACCCUAUAAUUUUUAGUUGUGGACACAUCACACACCCGCGACAAAAAAUGGCCAAACGAAUAGCCGAAAAACAGCUAACAAUGGAUAACUAUGACCAGAAAAGACGACGACUACGCGAUACCCGACGGCGGCGGCGGCGGACCGCAAGUGGCCGCCCAAAGACACUCAGUAACCGUUGUAUGGCCAGAGCUCGCCGACAGGUGGAUAAUAUGGACAGUACAAACAGCCGUGUCGGCCGCCGACGAUAACGACACGCCUUCGCCGGCUUUCAAAGCGUUUGGCGGUUUCAACGGUCUCGGCAGCGGCACAACAGCGACGGCAAAGUUUGACGCGUUUAAGUCGUUUGCGGCUACCGUUACAACCAGUGAUAAGAGCCAGCCGUCACCGCCGCCGGUGUUGAUGACCACCGCUACUAUUCCAACCACAACCUGUCUGGCUAUUAGUACACCAUUACAACAGUCGUCGUCGACGGCGUCAUCAUCAUUAUCGGUCAGUUAUACGAACGGCCGAUCAAAACUAAACAAUAUCAACAAUGCCUAA